Jaculus jaculus (lesser Egyptian jerboa) is the source of this 1237-nucleotide messenger RNA. RefSeq names its product neuronatin (gene Nnat). Gene Ontology annotation, biological process: brain development; positive regulation of insulin secretion. Gene Ontology annotation, cellular component: cytoplasm. The record is from RefSeq and is a predicted model, not a curated record. The coding region runs from base 95 to 472 and encodes 125 amino acids. NCBI's taxonomy places the organism in Eukaryota, Metazoa, Chordata, Mammalia, Rodentia, Dipodidae. The transcript is spliced from 3 exons.
CACUGCCGCUGCGGCAGUGCGCCCAAGAGCGGACUCCGAGACCCGUGAACCUCGGCAAACCUUCGCUCUCGACCACCCACCCACUCUUGGAACCAUGGCAGCAGUGGCGGCAGCCUCGGCGGAACUGCUCAUCAUCGGCUGGUACAUAUUCCGUGUCCUGCUGCAGGUGUUCCUGGAAUGCUGCAUUUACUGGGUAGGAUUCGCUUUUCGAAAUCCUCCAGGGACACAGCCCAUUGCGAGAAGUGUUCAGGUACUCCCUGCAGAAGCUGGCGUACACGGUGUCGCGGACCGGGCGGCAGGUGCUGGGGGAGCGCAGGCAGCGCGUCCCCAACUGAGGGCCCAGCUCCCAGCCCUGGGCGGCCGUGUCAUCAGGUGCUCCUGUGCAUCUCGACCAGCAUGGGAGCCAGCGCCGCGCAGGAAUGGGGGGUCCCCUGUGCUCCCUCGUCAGAGGAGCACUUGCCAAGGUCAGUGAAGGGCUGGUAGGCCCUCGGAGAAGCAGCACCGACAAUGACGACGAUUUGAGAUCCCUUCCCAGCCCCUUUGCACCGGUCCCACAGCCGGCGGGUGGGAGAGGAGGGGGGUGAGGGGAGCAGACCCUCGAGAUCUGGGUGUAGGCACCGCAUUCUGAUCUGGACCAAGUCGGACAGCACCAUCCAGCCCGCAAGCCAAGGCCAUGCCAGCAGACCCCACCACGGAGGUCCAAACACCACACCAGCCAGCAGAAUGGACAUUCUGACAUCACCAGCUGAAGCCCUGAAUCUCGGUGCAGCAGAGAAGGCGCCAACUGCGUGCAUCUGGCGGGACGGGAGGGCAUGAGGGAGGGAGGAGGGUUAAGAAACGGAGUGGGGCCCUCUUACUGUCCCUUGCCUAUGACACGCACAUUCCUGCCUUGCUCCCCCAUCCCCUUUUUCUCCUGCCUCCCAAGCCCCCUCCCCAAAAUGUGUCACCUGAUUCGGAUCUGUUCAACCAGUAAAUGAAUCCCACCUUUGCCAAAACAUCUUCUCCGAGCCCCCUGCCCCUCACUGAUCUUGCUUUUCCCUGGUCUCACGCUGUUGUGGUAAUAUUGUGGUAAUCGCUAAUUGUGCUGAUUGUUUAAGUGUGCAUUAGUUGUGUCUCCCCAGCUAGAUUGUAAGCUCCUGGAGGACAGGGACCACCUCUACAAAAAAUAAAAAAAAGUACCUCCCCCGGCUCGCACAGUGUCCUAGGACCCUGCGGGGUGGUGGAGGCGCACCAAAAA